Messenger RNA from Acanthaster planci (crown-of-thorns starfish), 624 nucleotides. RefSeq names its product acid-sensing ion channel 4-like. The record is from RefSeq and is a predicted model, not a curated record. Lineage: Eukaryota; Metazoa; Echinodermata; Asteroidea; Valvatida; Acanthasteridae.
CAUCGACUUCUCUGUCUUGUUUUCAGGCUGGUGUGGUUCUUAGUUGUGCUUGGAAUGACGACCUUGCUCGUGGUUAACACUAUCCAGGCCAUCUUGGUCUUACUCCGACAUCCAGAAACCAGCGCCAUCUCCCUCAACUACGUGCCCAGGAUCACUUUCCCCGCUGUCACCGUCUGCAACAUCAACCUCCUCCGGAACAGUGCCCUGGACGAAUCCGUCAUUCCGACGCUGGCUGCCAUCUACCUGGAGGAUCGGUCAGAUAGCACCGGCUUUGAUUUCGGCCCCGUGGACGCCCUGUACCACUACCCCAACGGGAGUGACUCGUUGGAGACCAUCUUCAACGCCUCGCACCAGAUCGAGGACAUGCUGUUCAGGUGUCGGUGGCGGCACGAGAAGUGUUCCGCGGCCAACUUCACCCGGCGCCUCACCGACCACGGGGUGUGUUACACCUUCAAUGACCCUCCAGACGAGCAAGAUGCCCUGCAGGUCCAAAAUCCGGGCAGCAGUAACGGACUGUUCAUGAGACUCAACAUUGAACAGGACCUCUACACCUACGGAGAAAGCACAUCAGCUGGAAUUAAGGGUUUUGUCGCGGUUCAAUUUCCCGCCGGUCUUCAGCGAUAA